UAUAGAAAAAAUUGUUUAACAUUGACUGUAAUAUAUAUUAAAUAAUCAGGUUAUUACAAUUACAAAGUGUUACAAAGUAAUCGUAGUGGUAAAUCGUCGAAAAAGGCUGUGUAGUCUAAGUUUCACCAGAGCUUCUGUAAGACUAUAUUGGAUAAAAAUAUUUGUGUUACGUUAUUGUUACACUAUUAAAUAGGAUACUAUAUAAGGUUUAUAAAAUGCCACCAAAUAUUAUUGGUAAUCCUGAAGAUUUAUUCCAUCCAGCGAAAACAUCAAUCGAAACUGUGGACUCUAAUUAUUCUAAUAUCUACCCCCAUUAUAAUCCAAAUGAAAGAAUUAUAACAAAGAAGAGAGAUAGAGAAGAUAAGCCAACAUCUAAAAUUGUUUGGCGAAAUGUUGUUAUAUUUUCUAUUCUUCAUAUAUUAUCAAUUUACGCAUUAUUUUUAUUGAUAGUAGGAUACAUUAAAAGAUCAACCAUGAUCUAUGAAUAUAUUUACGGGACCUUUACUGGACUUGGCAUAACAGCUGGAGCACAUCGAUUAUGGUCGCACCGGUCAUAUAAAGCUAAGUUACCAUUAAGAAUUUUUCUUAUGUUGGCACAGUCGGCUGCUUUACAAAAUAAUAUAUAUGUGUGGUGUAGAGAUCACAGGGUCCAUCACAAAUUUACUGAGACGAAUGCUGAUCCCCACAAUGCAAGCAGAGGGUUCUUUUUCUCUCAUAUCGGAUGGCUAUUAUGUAGAAAACACAAGGAUGUUAUUGAAAAGGGUAAAUUAAUUGAUAUGAGUGAUGUAUUGGAAGACCCCGUAGUUCAAUUUCAAAUUAAAUAUUAUAUUCCACUGAUAUUUAUAAUGGCUUUUGGUCUUCCUACGACUAUAGUAUGGUAUAUUUCUGGAGAAACUUUCUGGAUAUGUUCACUUUUAAAUCUUUUCAGAUAUGUUCUUUCCCUUAAUGCGACUUGGUUAGUAAAUAGUGCCGCACAUAUUUGGGGAAUGAGGCCUUAUGAAAGGUCAAUAAAACCAGCCGAAAAUAUUUACGUUUCGAUAUUUGCUUAUGGGGAAGGUUGGCAUAAUUACCAUCAUGUAUUUCCAUGGGACUAUAAAACAGCAGAACUUGGAAACUACGGAUUUAAUUUUACCACAGCAUUCUUAGAUUUAAUGGAAAAAAUUGGACAAGCAACUGAUUUAAAAACCGUUCCUAAACACAUGAUUAGGAAAAAAGUUUAUCGAUCAGGAGAUGGAAGUUGGAAUGCCAAUGGAACUAGUUAACUAAAUUUCCCUCUUAAUAAACAUAUUUAUUUAUAAUAAUACUAUAUUUUUAUCACAAUUAAUAUUUGAACUAGAUACUAUGUAAAUAAAUUUAAUAAAAAAAUUAAUAUGUA
Molecule: messenger RNA, 1375 nt
Organism: Sitophilus oryzae (rice weevil)
Lineage: Eukaryota; Metazoa; Arthropoda; Insecta; Coleoptera; Curculionidae
Product: acyl-CoA desaturase-like
Exons: 6
Coding region: 216-1262 (348 amino acids)
Biological process (GO): unsaturated fatty acid biosynthetic process
Cellular component (GO): endoplasmic reticulum membrane
Molecular function (GO): iron ion binding; stearoyl-CoA 9-desaturase activity
Source: RefSeq, a predicted model, not a curated record